Cynocephalus volans (Philippine flying lemur) is the source of this 1630-nucleotide messenger RNA. RefSeq names its product regucalcin (gene RGN). Lineage: Eukaryota; Metazoa; Chordata; Mammalia; Dermoptera; Cynocephalidae. The record is from RefSeq and is a predicted model, not a curated record. The transcript has 7 exons. Gene Ontology annotation, biological process: L-ascorbic acid biosynthetic process. Bases 147 to 1052 code for a protein of 301 amino acids. Gene Ontology annotation, molecular function: enzyme regulator activity; gluconolactonase activity; calcium ion binding.
CAAACAGGGUCGCCAGUCUCCACUCGUCCCCAGGCCUGCGUCCAUCUACCUGCAGAGUCGCUGUGUCCCUGGCACGAUUUCUCCUCCCCGAACUGCUGCCUGACCUUCCAGACGCCACAGGAGUUGCCAGCCCGUAGGUCUCCCCCAUGACAAUGUCUUCCAUUAAGAUUGAGUGUGUUUUGCCCGAGAACUGCCGGUGCGGUGAGUCUCCAGUAUGGGAAGAAGCAUCCAACUCUCUGCUCUUCGUAGAUAUUCCUGCGAAAAAGAUUUGCCGGUGGGAUUCACUCACCAAGCAAGUGCAGCGAGUGAUCGUGGAUGCCCCAGUCAGCUCUUUGGCCCUUCGCCAGUCAGGAGACUAUGUCGCCACCAUUGGAACAAAGUUCUGUGCUUUGAACUGGGCAGAUCAAUCAGCAGUUGUCCUGGCCACAGUGGAUAAAGAUAAGAAAAACAAUCGAUUCAAUGAUGGGAAGGUGGAUCCCGCCGGGAGAUACUUUGCUGGCACCAUGGGAGAAGAAACAGCCCCGGCAGUUAUGGAGCGGCACCAAGGGUCCCUGUACUCCCUUUUUCCUGACCACCAUGUGAAAAAGUACUUUGACCAGGUGGACAUCUCCAAUGGUUUGGAUUGGUCCCUAGACCACAAAAUUUUCUAUUACAUCGACAGUUUAUCCUACUCCGUGGAUGCCUUUGACUAUGACCUGCAGACAGGACAAAUCUCCAACCGCAGAAGUGUUUACAAGCUGGAGAAAGAAGAACAAAUCCCAGAUGGAAUGUGUAUUGACACUGAGGGGAAGCUCUGGGUGGCCUGUUACAAUGGAGGAAGGGUGAUUCGUUUAGAUCCUGAGACAGGGAAAAGACUCCAAACUGUGAAGUUGCCUGUUGAUAAAACAACUUCAUGCUGCUUCGGAGGGAAGGAUUAUUCUGAAAUGUAUGUGACCUGUGCCCGGGACGGGUUGGACCCUGAGAGUCUUUUGAGGCAACCUGAAGCUGGUGGGAUUUUCAAGAUAACUGGCCUGGGGGUCAAAGGAAUUGCCCCCUAUCCUUAUGCGGGAUGAGUGACAGGUCUUUCCUGCUAGAGGAAGCUUUGAAGACACCUAGAGAAUUCUGGUGCUGAAAUUUUAAUCUAGUUAGAAAAAUGAAGCAAUGGUAUUGUUAACAGGGUUAAAUUUUAAUUUACAAUUUUUCAAAGAUAGAGCCUUUUUAACAGGGUAGGCCUUCUGUAAAAAGUGCUAUAGAAAAGCAAAGAAUUGCUCAACUGUCAACCGGCCUCUUGAUUCUUUGCAAAAUGCUGAAUGUGGGGUGGGGGGAUAGGAGACCUUACUUGUUCUUUAUUCUGCAUUCCAUACUUAAUAUAUUUAAAGCUUAAAAAAACUAAUAAAUAGUAACCUGGGAAUGACUGAUUACAAUUACAUUCUUUUGUAUUUUCAUGAUAAUCUUAUAAAAUAUGCCAUGAUGCUAACCUACCUUGAUAUUACUUUUCCUAUAUGUUAUUUUACAAACUAAAAUACUGCUGGAAGAUGACUCAAACACUCUGGCAAAAUCCAAGGUUCCAACUGCCACCUAGUGGAUAUAAAAGUAAUAUAUCACUUUGGAAAGUAUGCUUUAAAAAAAAGCUUUAGUGAGUUUUAAUUGG